Messenger RNA from Sorghum bicolor (sorghum), 1604 nucleotides. Its product is annotated as pectin acetylesterase 5. Gene Ontology annotation, molecular function: hydrolase activity. The coding region runs from base 30 to 1424 and encodes 464 amino acids. NCBI's taxonomy places the organism in Eukaryota, Viridiplantae, Streptophyta, Magnoliopsida, Poales, Poaceae. The transcript is spliced from 11 exons. The record is from RefSeq and is a predicted model, not a curated record.
AAAAUAAAAAUAAAAAAUAAGAAGCUAGUAUGACCGUGAGGAGUCGCCUCCGUCGUCGUCGGAGAAGAGGAAGAAGAAACAUUAGUGUUGUGCUGUCUCGCAUCAGAUCCACCACCGGCACCGAUGCCGGCCCUCUCCACCCACCACCUUCAGCUGCGCCGUCUCGGCCGACGACGCGGCGCCGCAUUCGCCCUCGCGCUGCUCGCCGCCGCCCUCGUGCUCACGCUCUCCCGCUACGCCACGGGCCCUGCAGCCUCCCCGCCCGCGUCCCCGUCCUACGGGCAUCGCCUCCCGGCCCUCGUCGACAUCACCCUCGUCUACGGCGCCACCGACAAGGGCGCAGUGUAGUGUGUUUGGAUGGUACGCCGCCUGCCUACCACUUCCUUCCAGGAUUCGGGGACGGAUCCCACAACUGGCUCCUCCACCUGGAGGGCGGAAGCUGGUGCCGCAGUUUCGAAUCAUGUGCUCGCCGUAAGAAAACAAAUCUCGGUUCGUCUGCCCACAUGGAUACUCGUGCUGAAUUCGUCGGCAUCCUCAGUGAUGAUCAAUCUCAGAAUCCAGACUUUUACAACUGGAACAAAGUGAAAAUAAGAUACUGUGAUGGUGCAUCAUUCUCUGGACAUGUCCAAGAUGAAGUCAAGAAUGGCACAGGUUUCUUCUUCAGAGGCCAGCGUAUCUGGGAAGCAGUCAUGGCCGAACUUCUAUCAAAGGGGCUAGCCAGAGCGAAACAGGCUUUUCUGACUGGAUGCUCGGCUGGUGGCCUUUCUACAUACAUUCACUGUGAUGAUUUCCGGGCAGUUCUACCGAACACGCCUACUGUCAAGUGCCUCGCAGAUGGUGGAUUCUUCCUUGAUGUAGAAGACAUUUCUGGAAGAAGGUAUAUGCGGGGCUUCUAUAACGAUGUUGCUCGGCUGCAGGAUGUGCAUAAAAGGUUCCCUCAUUGCAGCUCAGAUAUGGAACCAGGGCAGUGCUUCUUCCCACAAGAAGUUGCGAAAAGCAUCACCACGCCGAUGUUUAUACUCAAUCCAGCAUAUGAUGUUUGGCAGGUAGAGCAUGUGUUGUCUCCAGAAGGUUCUGACCCUCAAAAUCUAUGGCAAAAUUGCAGGACGGACAUUACCAAGUGUAGCUCAAAACAGCUUGAAGUUCUUCAAGGUUUUAGGAAAGCACUGCUUGAUGCUAUAAAUGAAUUCAAGAAGAGAAGAGACUGGGGUAUGUUCAUUGACUCCUGCUUUAUACACUGUCAAUCAAUGAAAGCUUUGGCUUGGCAUUCACCAUCAGCUGCUAGAAUCAACAACAAGACGGCCGCCGAAGCGGUGGGAGAUUGGUUCUUUGAUCGGAGGGAGGUGAAGGAAAUAGAUUGUGAAUAUCCCUGCAACCCGACAUGCUACAAUGUGGUUCUUGAUCAGCCCUACAAGGAAGACUAACUGACUUGCAGUGUUGUGGUGAUUUUAUUCGUAAUUGGCUCUCCGUGAGUUGAUAUUUGUUGAGCUGAAUGCGAUCAUUAGCUGAGUUCUGACUGAGACUUGUACUUGAGACCUAUUAAAAUAUGAGAACAGUACUUGCAGAGAGAAUUCCAUACAAUAUAUGGGCGUUGAUAUGACAUA